Molecule: messenger RNA, 537 nt
Organism: Lodderomyces margitis
Lineage: Eukaryota; Fungi; Ascomycota; Pichiomycetes; Serinales; Debaryomycetaceae
Gene: MED21
Product: Med21p
Exons: 1
Coding region: 1-537 (178 amino acids)
Biological process (GO): regulation of transcription by RNA polymerase II
Cellular component (GO): mediator complex
Molecular function (GO): transcription coregulator activity
Source: RefSeq, a predicted model, not a curated record
AUGUCUGAUAGGCUAACACAGCUACAGAUCUGUCUAGAUCAGCUUAUAGAGCAAUUUAAUGCUACUGUACACUAUGUCAAUAUCCAUGCAAAGCCAGCGUUGUUAGAUGAGGAUCCAACGUCAGUAUCCAACAGAGCCGCCAAUGCACCGACUCCUCAACAACAACAGCAGCAGCAGACGCAGCAGCAGCAAUCACCACAGUCUGUGCAGCAACUGCCCAAAGAUGAAGCCAACGAGGAAACGAAGGAGGGGCCGAAGCCUCCUGAAGCUACUGAAGAAGACUUUGAAUGCGCAGUUGAUGAAUUGGCAACUGAUAUCGUAUUGAAAAGUCGACAAAUCAACAUGUUGAUUGAUUCACUACCUGGAAUUGGUGUCACUCCCGAAGCCCAAUUGAAAUUGAUUGCUGAUUUGAGUCAGGAGUUGAAACAAGUGGAACAAGAGAGACAAGAGAAGAUCAAAGAGAAGGAUGAGUUAUUGAUCAAAGUUGACGAUUUGAUUAAGGACUUGGCUACAGGCAUCUCGCAAACAAGAAUGUAA